Messenger RNA from Branchiostoma floridae (Florida lancelet), 1449 nucleotides. RefSeq names its product E3 ubiquitin-protein ligase TRIM56-like. The record is from RefSeq and is a predicted model, not a curated record. The coding region runs from base 1 to 1449 and encodes 482 amino acids. Gene Ontology annotation, cellular component: chromatin; nucleoplasm. The transcript has a single exon. Gene Ontology annotation, molecular function: ubiquitin-protein transferase activity; zinc ion binding. Lineage: Eukaryota; Metazoa; Chordata; Leptocardii; Amphioxiformes; Branchiostomatidae. Gene Ontology annotation, biological process: positive regulation of DNA-templated transcription.
AUGGAGACUGCCACUUGGACGGAAGAAGCCACAGACGACUCACUGAAGUGUACGAUCUGUGACGAUACCUUUAAGAAUCCGAAGGUUCUUCCCUGCUCUCACAACUUCUGUCGGGAAUGUCUGCGGGUAUGGAUCGGCCCGGAGGAAUCUGACGUGAACGGUCGCGACACAUUUCCCUGUCCUAGAUGUCGACAACCAGUCCCAAUCCCCGAACAUGGCGUCGAUGGUCUUAAGGACAACAUCUUUCUGGCUAACUUGGUGAAAGCUGUGGCAGCGCAUACAAAGGGUCGCCACGGUAAAGAUGACAUCCUCUGCACCAGUUGUGAGGAAGGGAAGCCCGCCACGUCCCGGUGUUCGGAGUGUGCGGAGUUUCUGUGUGAGAGUUGUGAAUCGGCACACCGUCAUCUGAGAGAUACCAAGGGCCACACGCUCUUCACUUUUGAGGAACUUAAAGCGGGAAAAUAUGACGAUGUCUUCAGGGGUAGAAAAGCUCCACCGUGCUCCAAACAUCCAGGAGAAAUUGUGAAGCUCUACUGUAGGACCUGUGAGACCCCAAUAUGCUUCGAAUGUGCCUCGUUUGAACACAGGGACUCACGGCACAACUACACGCGCAUAGAAGAGGUGGCUUCAGAGAGGAGAGAGGCAAUGUUAGAUCUCACACCACAGUGCCAGGCUCGAAUAGCGUUUUUUCACAAGACGGAAGAAGCACAAAAACGCUUGAAGAAACAGCUUCAGCUGAACGCAGAAGGAGCUCGUCAGAACGUACAAACACAACUCACUCUAGUCAAAGAAGAAUGCGAACGGCUACAGACCUGUAUUAAUGCAGAAGAAACAGCCAAAAAGCAACAGAUUGAUGCAGAGAUAGAGGGAGCACAGAUCAGUUUGGCAAGAGCCAAGAGCACAUGCGAGUUUGCAGAGACUCUAGCUCGGGAGGGCGGCGACUACGAAGUUGUAUCUUGCUCACAGGAUAUGACAACGAGACUGAACGACUUUACUAAACCAUGGCCACCUGCAGUCACAGUGGACUCUGAACUUGCAAACAUAAACGUUGAUUACUCAACUCUAAACCAAACGUUGACAAAACACAGCCAACAAUACCAUCAGUCCACUUCCGACAACAAAGAAACUUUCGCCAACAACACUGAGGUCAGAAAGAGUACCUCCGGGGUACCAGCUGAUCAGGUUGUCAGUCCGAAGUUACCACAGCCAAGACGUGACAACAUCAUGACCAGGAGCCGAAAACGAUCUAAGGCCCUCGCUCGGCAGCAGAAGGAGGCAACCAGCGAACGAGAGAACGCCCUGACGAGGCCGAUGAAGGAGACGAGGAGCCGUGCGGUUCCAGCCAGCAACACGAGGAAGAGAGGGCUGAGUACGGCCAGCGAUUCUAGUCCUCCGGCAUCGCAGAAGAAGGCGUGCGGAACACAUGUGGACGGGGACACCACCAUCUGA